Molecule: messenger RNA, 504 nt
Organism: Castor canadensis (American beaver)
Lineage: Eukaryota; Metazoa; Chordata; Mammalia; Rodentia; Castoridae
Source: RefSeq, a predicted model, not a curated record
AUAUUAUGCCUUAGAAGUCUCAUAUUUCAAAUCCUCUUUGGAUCGCAAAUUACUUGAACUUUUAUGGAAUAAAUACUGGGUGAAUACGCUGAGUUCCUCUAGCUUGCUUACUAAUGCAGACUAUACCACUGGUCAGGUGUUCGAUUUGUCUGAAAAGUUAGAGCAGUCAGAAGCCCAGCUGGGACGAGGGAGUUUCAUGUUGGGUUUAGAAACACAUGACCGAAAGUCAGAAGAUAAACUUGCCAAAGCUACAAGAGACAGCUGUAAAACUACCAUAGAAGCCAUCCAUGGAUUGAUGUCUCAGGUUAUUAAGGAUAAACUGUUUAAUCAAAUUAACAUCUCUUAAAUAAUCACUGAGUAGUACAUUUGCCUGAAAGUUGAUAUGUAAAAAGUACUCAAGUAACACUUUAUAAACCAGUUACCAAAAAAAUCUGAUUAGAAGUAUAAGGUGCUCCGAAGUGUCCUAAAUAUUAACAUCCUAUAAUAAAACUCUAUAAAGUGAAA